Stegodyphus dumicola is the source of this 2130-nucleotide messenger RNA. RefSeq lists its product as uncharacterized. The record is from RefSeq and is a predicted model, not a curated record. NCBI's taxonomy places the organism in Eukaryota, Metazoa, Arthropoda, Arachnida, Araneae, Eresidae.
GUUUGUCAACAACAUCGUAGAAGUCGUCAUAGCGCGCCAUAUUGAACGCUAAGCACGAGGAUUUCAGCAAUUUUGAACAUUUGGAAAUGGAAAAAAAUAAUGAAUCACGCUCUAGUGAUCCUGCGUGUGAAAGGUUAAAUGAUCCUUCACCAAAGGCUUAUGUGCGUUGUGUGGUGUGUAAUGCCAAUUCUUGGUAUUUUCCUGAAAGAAAAUUCUUUCGGUUUCCUAAAAAUCCAGAGAGAUCAGCACAAUGGCUUGAAGCAUGUAGAAUUUACUUGAUUGGACGUGACAAGGAAAUAUUAAAGAAGCCACCUUCUCUUUUAUAUCGAAGUCGUCUUUGUUCCGCACAUUUUGAAGACAAUGCAUAUUCCACAACUAAGAAGCAUUUUUUGCAUUCGAGUGCUAAACCAACAAAAUUUGGUGAAACAGCUGAUGAGCUGUCCAGAAACGACAGAGUUGUAAAUGUUCAUCAGCUGUCUAUGAAGUUGUGCUCGAAAUUGCAGCAGCAUGCAAUCAGUAUCGAUGAUAAUUCAAGUCCUUUGGCAGAAACAGAUUCUGGCACUUCACAAACAGAUUCUGGCUCUCUAGAACUUGGUUCACACCAGCACUCCAUAGAACUAAAUAAUAUCACCGAGACACCAAAAAGAUUAAAAUGCAACAAAAAUUUAACACCAAAAUCUUUAAAAAUAAGGCAGUUAAGUCAUAAGCUGGCAUAUUUAAAACGAAAACAUUCAGCAAAAAGGAAAGCAAACAAAGCUGGAGUCGAAAAGGCACUCCAGCUGAUUAGCUCAUUAGUUAGUUCUGUAGUUUUCACUUUUAUAAAAUCACAAAUAAAAGCAUCAAAUGUGUCAAAAUACGGACGAAGAUGGUCACUGAUGGAUAAAAAUUUGUGCCUUCAGAUCUAUCUUAGUAGUCCAAAAUCAUAUAAUACACUGAAGGCUUUUUUGCAUUUGCCCAGCAAGCCUACAUUAUUGAAAGCUGUAUCUGGUAUAAAAAUGGAACCUGGAUUUUCAGUUGCUGUGCUCAAUGCCAUAAAAUUAGUUGCUAGCAAACUGAAAAUCCAUGACAGGUAUUGCAUCUUAUCCUUCGAUGAAAUCACUUUAAAGCAAAGCUUAUCUUAUGAUAAGAAAAGUGAUUACAUUGUUGGAUUUGAAAAUUAUGGUUCCUACACUGAACUAAAAAUGUUUCCCGAAUAUGCAACUCAUGGUCUUGUUUUUAUGGUCCGUGGGCUGUGUAAAAAGUGGAAACAGGUCAUUGGCUAUUUUUUUUCUUCUCACACUACUCCAGGUUUUAUGUUGUGUACUUUGGUCAUGGAAGCCCUAUCAAAAUUAUUUGAUUGUGGUUUGAUACCUGUGGCUGUUGUUUGUGAUGGUGGUGCAAACAAUGUAGUUUGUUACAAAAAAUUUAUGAAAGUCACAGAAGAAAGACCAUAUAUUAUAUGUCAAGACAAAAAGGUAUUCACACUUUUUGAUGUGCCUCACCUUUUGAAGUGCUUGCGAAAUAAUUUUAGAAAGUAUGAUGUUAAAUUUCAGGGUGGCAAAAUUGCUAGUUGGAACCACAUUGUAUCUUUGUGGGAAUUUGAUCGUAAAAUGCCUCACAGAUGUGUUCCGAAAUUAACAGACCGCCAUGUAAAUGUGGAUUGCCUUAGUGCUAUGAGUGUAAAAUUAGCAGCUCAGGUCUUCAGUCAUUCUGUGGCUUCAGGCCUGUGUUACCUUAGUGCACUAAAUGGCUUACCCGCAUCGGCUAGUCUUACAGCAGAUUUCUGUUCAAACAUAAAUAUUUUAUUUGACAGUUUGAACAGUAGAACACUUAAGCACUCUAAUCCUUUUCUUGCAGGAGUUACCAAGUCAUCGAUUCACUUAAAAACCUGGAAGGAAAAGAUGGAUUUCAUCAAAGGCAUUGAAUUUCAAACAGAAAAAAAAAAUAUCUUUCCCAAGUAUAUUUGGCUGGAAAUUAACACUAUCAGCAGUUCAGCAGUUAAUUCCAGUUCUGUUGGAAGAUGUACCAUUUGUAUUAAUGUGUCGUUUCACCCAAGAUGCCUUGGAAAAUUUUUUCUCUGUUGUUAGACGCAGAGGUGGAAAUAAUGACCAUCCAACUGCAUAUGAUUUUCAACAGAGGAUGAGAAUACUA